AUGGUCGACUGCCCAAUUUGUGGCAAAGGGGUUAAAGGGAAGGAUAUCAAUAACCACAUCGACUCCGGUUGCGAAUCUUACCUGGACACCACUUCCCCGCCACUGACACAGCAAAAUCCAACAUCAACCCAAAAGCCGACGAGCACACAGAAACAAGCCCCCUCAUUAUCAAACUUCUUCCAGACACCUGCCGCGAAGAAAGCUGCAUCAUAUCCCAGCCCCAAGGUAGAAGCUAGUCCAAGUCUUGCCUUUCAACUAAAGGCGCCCCGCAAUGGAACGACGGCGUCGACAACCCCAAGCCAGCCACAACGAAAACGAUCCUUCGAAGAUGGUAUAACCAAUUCAAGUUUGAAGAAGGAGGCAGAAGAUUCCAAUGGCAGCGCAGACGAUCCUCCAACGAAAAAGCCAAAAACGAAUGCCUUUCAGAAAGCACAGCCUCUCGCAGAACGUAUGCGCCCUCGGUCUCUCGACGAAUGCAUAGGACAAGAGCUGGUAGGCCCACAUGGCGUUCUGCGAGGCUUGAUUGAGAUGGACCGUAUACCUUCUAUGAUUUUAUGGGGAGGUGCCGGGACGGGAAAGACCACAAUUGCGCGCUGUAUCGCUGCCAUGGUCGGCAGCCGGUUUGUAGAAAUCAAUUCUACCAGUUCUGGAAUCGCAGAGUGCAAAAAGAUAUUUGCAGAAGCAAGAGGAGAGCUGGGAUUGACGGGUAGGAAGACGAUUCUUUUCUGCGACGAGAUACAUCGAUUCUCGAAAACGCAGCAGGAUUGUUUUCUCGGGCCAGUCGAGAAUGGUCAAAUUACUCUUAUUGGGGCCACCACAGAAAACCCGUCUUUCAAAGUUCAGAAUGCGUUACUAUCGCGAUGUCGAACCUUCACACUUCAAAAGCUGACUGACGAUGAUAUAUUUCAAAUUUUAGAGCGGGCUAUUAAGUCUGAGGGAGAAAAGGUUCCAAAGGAUCUCAUUGAUUCGGAGUUCCUCAAAUACCUUGCUACGUUUUCAGAUGGAGAUGCACGUACAUCUUUGAAUCUCCUUGAGUUAGCCAUGUCCCUAGCUGCGAGACCCUCAAUUACCAAAGAAGAAAUUAAGUCAUCGCUCACGAAAACGCUCGUCUACGACAGGGCAGGGGAUCAACACUACGAUACUAUUUCAGCAUUUCAUAAGUCUGUGCGAGGCAGUGAUCCAGAUGCUGCUCUCUAUUACCUCGCUCGUAUGCUUCAGUCUGGUGAAGAUCCACUGUACGUUGCUAGGAGAAUGGUCGUCGUUGCCUCAGAAGAUGUCGGUCUUGCUGAUAACAGCCUUCUCACUCUCGCAACCAGUACUUAUACGGCCGCUGAAAAGAUUGGAAUGCCAGAGUGUAGGAUAGCUCUAGCACAUUGUGCCGUGGCGUUGUGCCUAGCUCCUAAGAGUACAAGAGCAUACCGAGGGCUGAACAAUGCAUACGCUGCAUUGCGUGAACCGGGAGUCGCAAGUCUACCGAUUCCGAUACAUUUACGGAAUGCGCCUACCAAACUAAUGAAAGAAUUGGGGUAUGGCGAUCAAUACAAAUAUAACCCCAAUUAUAAAGAAGGGAAGGUGGUGCAGGAGUACAUGCCAGAACAGUUACAAGGACGAAAGUUUUUGGAGGAACGGGAUUUGGGGACGGAGAUUGAUCCUAGGGCAUGGAAAUGA
Messenger RNA from Hymenoscyphus albidus, 1668 nucleotides. The record is from the annotation of a GenBank genome assembly. NCBI's taxonomy places the organism in Eukaryota, Fungi, Ascomycota, Leotiomycetes, Helotiales, Helotiaceae.